This is a messenger RNA of Xyrichtys novacula (pearly razorfish), 20007 nucleotides long. The record is from the annotation of a GenBank genome assembly. Lineage: Eukaryota; Metazoa; Chordata; Actinopteri; Labriformes; Labridae.
AUGUGAUGUUGUUGAGCCCAGCAGCAGCAACAGCAGCAGCAGAAACACUCAGUGUGGAUCAGUGUGUUUGGAAUAAAAUAUAUUAAAGAAAUGUGCACUGACCCUCAAACAGAUCCCGUAUAACUUGAAAGCUUGAUCGAAUCCAGGCACUUGGUAGAGCCGACCUUUUUUCUAAAAACAUUUGUGUUGUCCUCUCCUCCUAAAACUCCUGGCUAACUUACCUGAGCUCGUGUUAGCUCGAUAGUACCACAUCCACCCAGGCUGGAGCUCGGGCGCAGCAGCAGCGGCGGAGCCUCCGAGCCGACCAUCAUUUCCGACAGCCCGUAUGGAUUUGACGUCGGAAUACAUUGUUGCUUGAUGUUUCUAAAAGAGGCUAAUUAUAGAGGAUUUUGAGGAUGGGGAAACAUUGGGACCUGGAACACUUUCUAAAGUGAGUACUUCUUGAGACAACCAUCGACUUAAUUUUGAGUUUAUCGAGGUAAAACCGCCUUCCACUUCACAAAACAUCACUAGCUAGCUUGCUAGUAACGCCGGGUACUGAGGCUCUUAUAACUGGUUCAACAAAACAACAAAACGUCUAGGUAUACCAAAGCUCUGAUAUUGGAUUAACAAAUGAGUCCGCGUUCCAAUUAAUUCGAGAAAGGUGAUUUUUUACGUCUCCAAACAUUUCUGACACAUCAAAGAUCGAUAUAGUAGCCCAGAAGUUAACCGCAAUGUUAGCCUGCUUGGUGCUAACUCCAGUGCAACGGUUAGCUAACUUAGCUAGUGUUGAUGCAAGUGGAGCUUGUCAGGUAGUUGUUAUUUUAAUUUAUUUAUUUUUAUCUAUUUUAUUCAAUCUGUCCCGUAGCUUCACAUGACAUUAAAUUUCACACACCUCCCAGCACAUUGCUAUUUUCUCGACAAUAAAACAACAUGAAGUGUACAUGGCACAACAUGAGCUCUCCUUAUCUUUAAAGAUGGCCCACUCUCUCUUAGCGUUAGCUCAGCCCAGUUAGCUCAAUGUUAGCCUCUUCAUAUCCUUUAUAUACCAGCCGCGCAGUGAAAUAGCUCAGUAAAUGUCAUCUCACAUGUGUGUUCGUACACAAAGAUGUCGUAUCGCAAGACGUGUGCGCAAAUUCUACCAAAGUAACUCACAAAAUGCGUCAGUCUGCAUCUACAUCUGCUCGUUUUCAUAGUUGGUCAUGUAAAAACAUCCUUUUAAAGGCCAUGUUUUGGCUGCAUCAAGUCCUCCCGCUCAGGCCAUGCUUUAUUCGGUUUGCUUGUUGGAUUCAAACAAGUCUCUGCGUGUUUUAACCAAAGUAUUGAUGUGUGCUUUCACACUUAUCUUCUUCUUCUGAGGGACAGCCUUUGUUUUCACCAGGCCACUCGCCUGCCUCUAUACUUGUCUAAUAAUGAGAUGCAUGUUCUCUCUACUCGCCCUGCAUCCAUCUUUUUCAUCUGUUACCGACCACGAUAGUUCUAUUUUUAACCCACACGGCAACGUAAUCUUUCGCUUUUGUUGUGGCUAUUUUAAAAAAAGAGAGCAGGGGAGAGUAAAAGACCACUCUAUGGAGGAAAAUGGAAACCUUUGUCUUUGAGCGGACACAAUUUGGCAACUGGUUUCUGUGCCACAUUGCAGCGAUAGAUAACAGGGAUCCCAGACAGAAACGCCUGUAGAACUAGUUAUUACCAAACGGUAUAUAGCUUUUUUAAGCCACAACACAGUGUAGAUAGAAACGACAUGUCACCAGACCUUCUAUGUCUUGCAGUGUAUUGUAUUAAAACAAAGGUGUAAUCUUGUAUGUGCAGGUUAGACCUCAGGUGUCACUGAUGUCAGGUUAAUAAACUUGCUGACAGACUGACUGUAUGCUGUUUUGGCUGUGAGAAACCGGCUUCAUUAUAACUCUGUCUUGACUUUUCUCUUCAGGUGUGGCGUCACUUUGGAGGGCUCAUUUCUCUGAUUUGGAUUAUUCUUGGCCAGCAGCAUCUUCAGGCCUACUAAUCCUUAAGGAGUUUCUAAAUGGACUCUCUGCUCAAAUCUGAGAUCAGGUACAACUUUCAGUGUCUGUUUUGUUUGGUGUAAUUUGACAUUCAUCCUGACAUGAUUAUAGUCACCAAACAAGUGUAGCUUGUGCUGCCAGUCGAGGCCUAGUAACACAUGAUUGUUUGUGCUCUUUUAGUUACCAGACAUUUGGCGUAAACAUUUUGGGUCUCAUGUUUGCACUUCUAAGAUAUCUGAUAGUCUUUAAGCUCCAGAGGUCUACUUAGCAUUAAGUGUAAUAUAGCCACAAAAACCAUUGAAUCAAAAGAAAUAGUUUAAUCCUUUUCACUACCAAUUCAUUACGGUGACAUUUUUACUAAAAUAAAAUGUCUCAACCUUUUUGUCUCAAUGCUUUUUAUUUGAGGCUUGAGGUUUCAGGUUUUUACUAUAAGCUGGUUGUUAAGGCUCCUCCACAGCAGAAUUUCUCUGCAGAAAUGUCUUCUUUUGAAGGUCACAGAGGAAGGGAAAAAUUAAAUCCUGUAGGCUUUUAUGACCUAAUUAUUAUCCCGCACCCAUAUUGAGCCAAGCUGAAGGAAUCCACACUCUAAAAUGGGUCAAAAGAAUGAACAAAUACAUGUUAUUCACCUUCAUUACAUAUUGAAUUUUUUCAUCUUUGCUCUUUCCUUUGUGAUUGACUCUCAGCUUUUUAGUUGACUCUCUUGUUGGAAAGGUUUCCAGUUUUUUGUUGUUUUGUAUCAUUUUGUUAUUGAAUGAUUAUCACCAUCAUUGUCAUUUGUUAUUCUGUGGUUCACAGUUGUGUUCUGUGGGUUGUAUUGUGAAAGUUUAAGCCACAACUGUAAAGCCUGCAUAGUGUGGAGUAAUAAUCCAGAGUACUUGACCUAACCUAUGCUUUAUUACUACCAGAUAAAAAGGGAUUUAUGAAUCAAGUAGAAAAUUAAAAGCAAUCGCUUUAGAUUGUGACUUGGUAGAACAUUAGAUAAGGCUUUAAGCUACACUACAAACAUUAGAUGUCUUUUAACAGAGUAUAGAUUGAUACAUUUUUAGAAAUGACUUCAAAAGAAAAUGGUUACGAUUUUCGAUCAUGUUUGUUUUUCUUGAAUUGUCUCUCUUUUUGGGGCAGUGUACCAAAAAUAAGAAUGUAAUAACAGGUAGAAAGGCAAAUCGAAAAUCAUUACCAUUACUCAAGAACUUUAAUUAUAAAAGCACCCAGAUAAUGAUCGUCUCAUUAGGAUUACAUUACAGAUUGUGUUUUUUAUAUCUUCAAAAUUAUAGUUGAAGAGGCGGAUCAUAAAAUUUCACUUAACUUUUCUGUUUCUUCUCAGAUGAAAAAUGCAUUCAUUAUUUUGUCGCUCGGUUGACUUUGUCACAUAAUUGGUUGAUGCAGCUUUGAAUGAACAAUCAAUAUGCUAAUGAACACAGUCAUAAGUGGUGCUUUCCCUUGUUUAUCUGACAAUCAGAUCAAUUACAUUAGCAUCAGUGUGUGUCAGUAUUUAUAUGAUAAUGUUUGAUAAUUGUUCAUUAUCCCCACAAACCCUUCAGACAGUGGAAAAUACUAACAGAAAACAUGCAAACUGAGUUUUAAGAAUUUGGGGAAAGGGGAGUUAGGCAGUACACACCGAAAAGAGCACAACUGGCCCUACAAAAGAUGUUUGGAUCUUGAAGGUUGUGUUGAGGAAAUCUGUCAUUUAUCCUCUUAUGGUUCCAUGUAGUGUCACAUGAACUAUGUAAAUUGAUGUCUUUCUUUUCUCCCCUUUUACUGCUGCGUGUAACUACAGAGAGGAGGGGAGUGGUGCCUCUGUAAGUAUCAAAAAAAUCGAUUUUUAUUGUAUUAGUUCAGUUUUGGUAUAUAACAACUGCUGUUUUAAGUUCUUGAUUAAAAACAGGUGAAAGAUUAAUUUGAGUCCUCUCUUAUAUUGUAGGUGAAGGUGGAGGGCCUAUCAAAGGCAGCGCUAAUUAAAAGCCUGUCACCCAGAGUCGUGUUGUCGAACCAUCUCCUGCCUAAAGGGACCAAAAUGAAGGUCAACCUGGAGGAUCAGGGUCGUCAGAAAGUGUCCUUCAGUUUAGCACAGACCAAGAAGCCACUGCAGAGCCUCUUCUUCAUCCCCCCCAGCCCUGAAAAGCCUGUGGCUGAACCUCCCUCUGCCUUGCCGACCUCAGACCGAGGAGGGCAGACUACAGACAGCAAAACUGAGCAAAAGCAGAAACCCACGGUGCCAACAUCAACAGCAGAGACGCUUUCUCAAACACCACUCUCUUCAGCUACUAGACUGAAAAUUGACUUAGCAAAGAUGCAUUACAAGAAGCAAAUUCUCAGUGUCUCUGUGACAGAAGAGAAGCCGACUUCUGCCGCACCAAGUGAGCCACAUUCUGCCGGCUUGCAGGUCACGCAGAAAUCAACAAGCACGAGUGAACCUACAUUUCCGACACCCCAGCCUCAUAAUGCCAUUAGUGUCUGCCCUUCUGAAAAUGCUUACACUGAAACCUCUGAGACAAAAGUCACCCCAAACCUCAAGAAGCAAGUUGCGUCCUCAGGAAAAGAUGGAGACAGUUCUAGCAGUACUGAGCAGGACAGUAAAGUAAACAGAAGGAAAACCAGGUCUCAAUCUGAUAGUGCACCUCCUGGCUCAGAAUCUGAUGGAGAUUCUGCCCAGAUGUCUUCCAGUCACAGAUCAGUUGACUCUAAAAGUAAAACAAACUCUGAGAGCAGAAGCAAGGAGGUAAAAAAGUCUUCCUCUGGAUCACAUGUGGAGGAAAAAGAAAAAAGUUCCUCAAGGCGUUCAGAGAAUCACGAAAGGUCUUCAAGUUACUCCAAAUCAGACAGAGAUUCCAGACACACAUCAUCACGCUCAUCUAGAUCUGACAAAGACCGUAGAAGGUCAAGGUCCAGGUCACGAUCUAGAUCCAGAGGGUCCCGAACAAGCUCAUCUCACUCCAGAUCAGAAAGAUCUCGUGGCGACAGAGGAUCCCGAUCAGAAAGGUCGUACUAUCAUGAUUCUGAUCGUAGAUCACACAGAAGUUCUCCACGCAGAGAAAGGAGACGUUCUCGAUCUCGCACUGACAGACCUCGGGACAGUUCAGACUCAGAGGAUGACCACAGGAAGACCAGGACAAGGAUGAGUGACUCUGGUAGAUCAUCUGCACAUACAAGCUCACAUAAGGAGUCCAAAUCAUCCUCCUACUCAAAAUCAGAAAAAGUCUCUAAAUCAUCAGAUUCUCCCCAUUCCUCAGAGUUGGAUAAAAAACAACAACCGUCAAAGUCUGAAAGGACCUCAAGCAAGCGACCGCCAGACUCAGAUUCUCAGCGCAAGUGCUCACCAGACCAGGACUCUAGUUACCGCAAAUCCAGCUCCCAUCAUAAGUCUGAGACCAACAGCAAAUCCUCUUCUUCCAGUACGCACACCCACUUUCAAUCAUACGAGAAACGCCAAAAAAGUAGCUCAAGUGACUCCGACGCGGAUCAUAAAGGAAAAUCACAGAUCCCUGAAAAAAGCCCUGGCUCGGAGGAGAAAUGUUCAAACUACCAAAAGAAAAGCAGUAGGUCAGACUCAAAGCAGACGACACCUCCGAGAUCAUCUGUGAAAAACAGCGGACAGGACAGACAAUCAACUAACGCAUUUCAAAGUCCUGUCAAAGCACCGUCGACUGCAAACACCACAGAAACAUGUCUUUUAAGUAAAAAAGAGAGAUUGGAUUCCCAACAAGAUGGAAAGGAACAAAGUAAUCAAGAUUUUAAAGAGAUUGUCUCAUGCACUGAUAAAAGUCUACAAGAUCUGUCAUCCAAGAGAAUAGAAACAAAACCAAGUCUUGAAGUGAAUACAGAAAAUGCCUCAGCUAUAUCCUUGGGUGCCUCCAGUGAAAGCCAGAAGCAUGUGAACGCCUGCCUGGAAGACUUGACUAAAGUGAAGGAUAGCUCUUCUCCUGAUAACCAACAACAUGUGAAAACAUUUGCAGCUGUAACAAACUCAUUAUGUAGUAAAGAAAGUGUCAUGUGCAGCCAGGACAUGAAAGUUGUCGACUGUCUACCGGGGCCACAGUCCUUACUUCUCACACAUGAUGCCCAGCAGAACACUAAAGCAGAGGUCGUGGAGCUGAAAACGGCUUUAACAGUCAACAAGCAGUGCGGCACAAGUGUGGCACUUCAAUCGGAUUUAGCACGCCUUGAAUCUGAGGAUCAGCUGUCUCUCCAAAAGCAAAAUACAGACACCUUUAAAAGGAGCAGCAGUGGCACCAAAAAGUCCAGAUGGGAUAUCGUUGGGCAGGACAACUUAGAGAACGAGCAUUUACAAAGGACGCUUAGUGCAGAAAUUAAACCCUCUGUUAAAAAAGUGAUCUCCGUCAAAAAGAUAGAGCUUUCGGUAGAAAACAGCCAACAAGAUGCUGACGUGACAGAUAUUAAUCAGCAAGACAAUGAAACACAUUCCAAAGUGGUGAGGCAGACAGAGAUCUGUAAGCAGGAAGUGGACUCCGACAGCACAUCUAUGGUUGAUGUAUACAAAAACCAAAGUGAGCCUUCACAAGCAAGCACCAGCACUGACCACUGUGACUUAGAGAAAACGAACACAGACGAGCCUCUGCAUGUCAACGACGCAACACAGGUCCAAAAAGCUUCAAGCAUGCAGAGCUGGAACGGAGACGGUUGUGAAGAAAAUCCCAAGAUCAGCGCUCACAAAAGCAGAACGAGUAAAAGGACGUCGCUCAGUCGGGAUGCGUCAGGAGGACAGAGCGAGGCCAGUGACAGCGACAACUCAGAGUACGACUCGGAUUGUGGCGAGGCUAUUAAACGAUUGCACUCUGUGGUGGUGGUGCCAAAGAAUUCUACUCUAACAAUGGACGGCCAGGACACAGCGGCUUCCCCGUGCACUCCAGUAAAUAGCUUAGAAAUUCAGCGGCCCGAUUUCGCAGAUAACCUGGAUAUGAGUGAAGUCCCCGAACAAAGACAGGGGAGUCCCUUUACUGCAUCUGUGGAAACCAGUGGUCCAUGUGUCGGUGUGAACAAGCCAUUCAGUAACAGCAUGUUGUGUCAAUCCCAGAGUAACAUGGUUGAUAGCACCAGUCACAUAGAGGGUUCCAGCUCCAUCAGUGCGCAGCCUCACAUCAGUCUCCACGGAAACACCACAGAUCUUACCCCAAAUCUUGAUAACUCAAGGCAGUACGAGGGACACGAGCAGCAGGAUGUACUCAGUCGAAGUGAAAAGGUGUUCUCCCAUUACAGGCACGAUGAUUUCUCCGGUGCAGAUCAUAUCAAUGACAGGAAUGGUUUUAGUCUGGGUUGGGAUUUUUCACAGCCAGAGCAGCCUAGUAGUACAUACCAGCAGCCUGAUAGCAGUCAUGGGCCUCAGUUAUCGAACACUAAACUCACAGGAACCCCUCCCACAGAGCAGGGGCACAUGCAGAGCAAUGCUUCCUGGAACCAUGAAUCCACAAGUAUGUAUAUGAGCCGAAAGCCCUACCACCCUGUUCAUCAGGAUCCUGCUGGUGAAAUCCAUCCUGACUCCCUAACAAAUGACCACGAUGACUACGGCAGGGAUAAACUAACCAAUCUUAGUAAAAUGUCUGCUGAGUGCAGUGGGAUGAACACGCCGGGGUCAUCAAGCUUUGUGCAAGGCCAUGAAAUAAGCAGCAACAGCAGGGGCUCCACAGUGCCUGACCCCCCUAGGGAUGACAUUUUCAGACCCCACAGAGGCCGCGGCCCUCCCAAGAAGAGGCGUCCAGAGAUCGAGUCCGAUUCAGACAAUGAGGCAGAGGCUGGGCCUGCUGGCAAGAGGGAGCGGACAGGAGAUGUUGAAAUCUCCAAGGAUAGUAAUAUCAAAGCGGAGGUUCAGCGCCCGUCACUCACUCUGCAAGACUUUCAAGAUGCCAACAGAUGGAAAGAGCACGCCAGGUCCAAGAAGAUGCCCCCCUACUUUGAUUUGAUUGAGGAAAACCUGUAUCUGACUGAGAGGUAGGAUGUUGUUAAGGCUGAUUCACAAAGAGUUAACACUGUGAGUUGUUUUUAGCUUGAGCAUUAAAAGAUUUUUUUUUCCUUUGCAGAAAAAAGAGCAAAUCUCAUCGAGACAUAAAGAGAAUGCAAUGCGAGUGCCCGGUGCUGCCCAGAGAGGAGCGAUCAAGAGGAGUUUUAGCAUGUGGGGAAGACUGUUUGAACCGGCUGCUGAUGAUUGAGUGGUGAGUUAUUAUUAAUUAAUUGGUGAGUGGUGAGAUAAAACUUACAGCACAGGAACGGCACAUUUUUACCCACGUUUACAAGGUUUCCGGGCAACUUCUUUUGAUUGGAAACAGAACUUUUGUUAAUCCUCAAAUAGGAACCAUCAAGUACAAAGGAGUGUGUUUUUGGUUUUGCCUUUUUUUUCUUUUUUUAAUCUGAACAAGCUGCUAGUAGCUAUUCGCUAGCUCACUAUAGAGAGUAAGCUGGUUAUAAACUUGGAAAUCUGUGUCGCAUGUGUCACGUCAUCGUGGCAGAGCUCAUUAUGUAUGUGGAUAGAAUCAAACUCUGUCAUGAUGUGGAUGCACUAUCAGUCAUUUAAAGUACACAGCCCAGACCAAUAAUUGGAAGUUGACCUUAAUUUAACAAUAAAGUAUGUCAUCCUGGCCAAAAAAAGGAUCCCGGCCACUAAAUAAAUACGUCUUCAGUUAAGUAGACUGUUUUUCAGAUGGGGAUUUACAAUGAUUAGAUUUACCAACAUACUUUUGAAACUUCCUCAGCAGUAUGAAGCAUGAUAACAAUCUGCUGUUUUCCUUUUAAAACCUGCAAAUUCAGAGUGUUGAACUUGUGGAAAAUAUAAAUUAACACCUUUAGAAUAAAAAGAGUAUUUGUAUUUGUGCUUCUUUACAGCUCCUCACGGUGUCUCAAUGGAGCCUACUGCUCUAAUAGACGCUUUCAGAUGAAACAACACGCAGAUUUCGACGUGAUCCUUACCGAAGACAAGGGCUGGGGACUCAGGGCAGCGAAAGACCUGAUCGCGUAAGAUUUUCAAAAGCUUUGAGCACUGCAAUAAAAAACUGUAUUUGCAGAAAUUUUUAUUUAAAAAUAAUUCUGGGUUAUUUUACCAGGUUAAUACCUCAGUUUUCUUCCAGUAGAAGACUUUGUGGCGAAUAUGCUCCCAGUAUGCAACCCUUGUGAAGCAGUUAAUUUUUCUUAUUACAAUUAAUGAUGACAUUUCCAUUUCAGAAACACGUUUGUAUUGGAGUACUGUGGGGAGGUAUUAGACCAUAAAGAGUUCAAAACCAGGGUAAAGGAAUAUGCUCGCAACAAGAACAUCCACUACUACUUCAUGUCUCUAAAAAACAAUGAGGUAAGUGAUUACAUCACGAGUCAUAACUGCUGUUUGAAUGGCUCGAUGGUCGGUUUACAUUGGUUUGUCUUUUUAGAUCAUCGAUGCAACACUGAAGGGGAAUUGCUCUCGGUUCAUGAACCAUAGCUGUGAGCCCAAUUGUGAGACCCAAAAGGUAAAGUGGAAAAAGAAAGGAAAUCAUUCACACUGUUUUUGGUUGAUCUCUUUGAAAGCUUUAAAACCUGACCAAGACUUUUCCCCCCUCUCUAGUGGACUGUCAAUGGCCAGCUUAGAGUUGGGUUCUUCACUACCAAGGCUGUCACUGCAGGAACUGAGCUGACGUUUGAUUACCAGUUCCAGAGAUAUGGGUACAGUUUGUCAUCAUUUUUCUUUUUCUUUUACAUUCUGAACAGAGUUUCUGCUGGAAACAUUUCAAACAGCAGUAUAUGUUCAAAUAAACAGGGUUACAAUGAGCAGCUAUAUCAGACCUUCCUUUUUAGAAAAGCUUUUCCAGGCUGAUUUUUUAUUCUGACUGUUGUUCUUUUUAUUGGUUGUUUUUACGAUUGCCUUUUACUGUUGUUCUUUUUAUUUGUUGUUUUUACUGUUGCCUUUUACUGUGUGCACUUUAAUGUCAUAAAAUUAUUUUUAUUAUUAUCAUUAUUUUUGUAUUGAUGUUUUGGCUAUAAUGAUAUCGCCUUUGUUUGGUCUUUUUUUUUUUCUGCAGCAAAGAGGCACAGAAAUGCUUCUGUGGGGCACCCAGCUGUAGAGGCUUCCUGGGUGGAGAGAAUAGAGUUAGUGUUCGGGCAGCUGGAGGGAAAAUGAAGAAAGACCGCAGUCGAAAGAGUGCUCUUACCACGGUCAGUUCUUACAGCCAUGUUUCCAAGUAUGUCUUGUCAUUUGUUCACACCCAACAGGGAGUGAAGUGAACAUAGGAGCCACAAAAACUAAAGAAACAAACUGAAAAACACAAAUGAUCAGGGUUUCUACAGCCAAAGAGACAUCUAACGUUCUAAUGUUUAUGUACAUGUAACACAGUCUCUCACCAGCUUCAUAAGAACGGUGUAAUGUUUAAUGAUGUCAUGAUUUUGCCCUCCUUCAGGUUGACGAGGAGCUGGAAGCGUUACUUGAGAACGGAGACGGUCUUUAUGAUGAGAAACAGGUGGUGUCUCUCUGCAGACUGAUGGUGCGAGUGGAAACCAUGGAGCAAAAACUCAUCUGCCUUAAGCUCAUACAAGUAAAAAUUUUAGGCUUUUUUUCCUCCUACUUGGUAUUUGUCAUCAUUGUUUGCAGACCGUGAUAAGGUGUUUUUGUGUUUUACAGAAUACCCAAAAUUCAUUAUGCCUAAAGCACUUCCUAGACCAUCAUGGACUGUCUUUGCUGUGGAUCUUCAUGGGGGAGAUCUCUGAAGCUAAAGGGAACAGCACCAAUAACAUCAAACUGCAAUUAGAGGUAAUAGAAGUAAAACGUUUUUACAUUACAACACCCACAAUGAGUUUACAUUCCACUGAAUAAGAUCUUGAGAGCUAUAUUUUCUUCCCUGAUAAUUCAUCAUUCUCUUCACAGAUCAUGAAGACCUUGGCUGUGCUGCCUAUAUCCACCAAGAAUAUGCUUGAGGAGAGCAAAGUCUUGACUUUCAUCCAGCGAUGGGCCCAGACUAAAGGUCUCCCUCAGCCAGCAGAGAUGGACGGUUACUCCAGCGAGAACACUUCCCGUGCUCAAACCCCCCUCAACACUCCUGAUGGUUUCUCCAACAAAAUGGGACCCGAAUUGGAAGGAGACCCUUCAAAGCCUGCUGUGUACCGCCGCCUUAAAAUCAUCAGUGAAAACAGCCUUGAUAGCGCCUUAUCUGACGCUAGCAAAGCUUCUAACGGGAAAGAGGAAGAUGAAGAAGAUGAUGAUGAGGAAGAAGAUGAAUCCUCCCAUGAAGGCAAGCAGGUGAAGGCAGACCAGUGUGAGGCUGUAGAUCCGGCAAAAGAAAUGAUGGAAGAGUCUGUACAAGAGGAGAAACAGGAAGAAGGGGAUGUGGGUUUAAGCGGUCAGCAUCAAACUCAAAGCGGUGAGGUUGAACAAAAUAUGGAGGUGGACUCAGAGAAGGAAACUGAAGUGAAAGAGGACAGCAGCAAGGAUCAGACCAAUGAACUUGUGGAACAAGAAGAGCCGAGUGAAAAACAGGAGAGUGUGGAGGAGCAGACCGGUCAGGUAGUGGCAGAAAAAGCUGAACUGGAGGGAGAGCAGUCUCUCUUUAAAGUUGAGGAGCCAGAGAAAGACUCUGCUGUUCCAGAUGUAACUGAUCCUCCACCUGAGCAGCCCUUAGAGAAUGAAGAAAUUCAGACAGACGAACAAGAGGCUCAGAAUCCUCCUCCUCCACCUCCCCCUCCUCCUCCACCUCCACCUGAGAGUGAGGCAAAACCCGGUGAAUCCCCCACUGAUGCUGCUCCAAGCUCUGAAACCACUGAAGUGACUAUACCCCCAGAGGUCACAGCGCCACCUGUGGACCCCUCAGUGAUAGGAACUCCCUCUCAGGAUGAGGAGGAAGGUGUCUCGGAUGUGGAGAGUGACAGGAGUCAGGAGACCCAACUCAGUGCUCUGGACAUAAGUGGCAUGGCUGCCCGGCUUCUAGACAGCUGGAAGGAUCUGAAGGUGAGCUCAAAAACGGCAAACUCUAAAGACUUAAUUAAACGUGCUCUUAAUAAUCUUUAUAAUCUGAUAAUCUGCUUUUGUCAUUUCAGGAAGUGUACAGAAUACCAAAGAAGAAAGAGGUGGAAAAGGAAACAAACGGUAAAUUCAGUCAAGAAUAAUUUUGUGGAUUAUUAUUUUCUAGUUCGACUGUAUCUGAUCAGAGUUGUUUUACAGAUCGCAGCCGAGAUCGAGACGCAGCUCUGACUCCGCGCAGAACUUCUGGAAGCAGAGAACGUGAAAGGGAGCGGGAGAAGGAGAGGGAACGGGACAGAGACCGGGAUUAUGACAGAGACAGAGAUCGAGACUGGGACAGAGAGAGAGACCGGGACCGAGAACGUGAGCGGGACAGAGACCGCGACCGAGGCUCUGAGAAAACUCCACGCAGCUCUGAAAGACGGAGGAGACGCUCAACAUCACCACCACUCUUAUCCUACGAGAGGAGCCGACGCACUGAGGAGCGGUAAGAAGGCCUCUGAUAGUAGGGAUCAUUUUGUAAGAGUGGUUAAAGCACAGCGUUUGUUAAUGGUACUGUUGUGUGUGGUUGUCUUGUGUUUUUUUAGGUUUGAUUCAUCAAACAGCAACAAGACACCGAGGGGAGUCGGUGGCAAGGAACGCAACAAACUGUCAACAGAGGAGCGCAGGAAACUGUUCGAGCAGGAGGUCGCUCAGCGUGAAGCCCAGAAACAGCAACAGCUGCAGCAGCAACAGCAGCAGCAGCUUCAGACUCUGGCUUACGACCCUUCCCUCGCCUAUGCCUCCAGCCCAGGCUUCAUCACCUACCCUCCAGGAUAUCCCAUCCAGACCUUUGUCGAUCCCUCCAACCCCAAUGCAGGCAAAGUCCUGCUGCCCACCCCUGCAGUUGAGCCCACUAUGAACUAUGAACAGACCCCUCCUCAACGUCUUAUCUCAGACCUCGGACUUACCUCUCCAUCCUCCACUUCCCAGACCACCCCGGUUUCUAAUCUCUCUCAGCAUAUCACUACCGCUAACCUCACCACCACAGACACCCAACAGUACGCUCAGCCAACUGUAGGAGCCCAGGAUGCAGGUGUGGCUGUUCUCUCUGUGCCGGCCCAGGCGGCCGCUCAGGUGCAGGGCCAGCAGAGUUACACCACCCUCUGGGAUCCCACCACUCAGCAGGCAGUUACGGUGCAGACACAGCCCGCGCAGCAAUAUGCCACAGCUCCAGCCCAGGCUCAGACACAGACAGCCAUCUACUACCAGGGUCAGCCAUGCCAAACCAUCUACAGCAUUCCCACUGCAUACCCUCAGGCAACCACCCCUGUUAUACAGGUAGGGCACCAAAGGGUUAGAACUGAUAUGAUACAGAUCAAAUGCAUGUCAGGUUUGAUUAAAUUUUAUAACAUCUAAUAUGAUUUUUUUUAAUGUGUUUCUAAAGGCGUACACUGAACCUACAGCCAGCUACCUGCACGGCCAGCCUUUGUAUCCUGGUCAUCAGCAGGGAGUGGUGGUGCAGCAGGGAGGCACAGUCACCACCAUUGUUACAUCCCAAACUGUACAACAGGUAACACAUGCACAAACUGACCUGUUUCUACAGCUUAUGAAAAUGUUAUUCACAUGAGUGAGAGAGGAAGGACGCUGAUAUUACUGUGAAGUCAUGCAGGUUUUACAAAAAAAAACCUGUCUUUUACGGUACACUUAUUACCAGGUGAUUAACAGGUAAUUACCUAGUAACACACCCUACAGUUUUGAUAUAUUUUUUUUUUUAGCAAGACAAUGUUCUCUGUCCAGUAGUUUGUUCUUACUGCAGGCACAGCAGUUCAGAUAAAAUAUGCCGAGCUCCUCCUGUCAUCUAAAUGCUUCUGAAUCAAAUGCAAAAUACAUAACAUGUCAAUACUGUCUAGCUACCAGGUAGGUAACCUUCCAUCAUCAUACAAAUUUGAAGCUGAAUUGCUCUGUAGUAUUUCCAGGAUUUUCUCUGCUUCCUGGAACCACCACUUGCGCAGUAGCAUUGUACGCAUUCGGCGGAUGAGUCGCUGUGAUAAUGCUCGUCUCAAACAGCGUAUCGCUACGCAAUCUUCGCACACCCAUAGGCUGUAUCAAGUGUCUAUCAUAGAAAGUAAGAACCCCAAAUAGCUUUUGAAAAUGGAGCUGCACAUAAAAAAAGAAAAAAAGAAAAACUGGACAGUAUUGACUGAGUAGUUAUCAUGUAAUUACCAGAUAAUAUCAUGUUGUUACUAGGUAAUUACCUGUUAAUAAGUGUACCGUAAAAGAAAGGGUUUUUUUUUUUUAGUCAUUUUAAUGAAGAAUGUGUGUUGUGCUUCUUUGGUUUUGAGAAAGUCCUUUUCCGUGGUGUGGCCACAAGGGGGUGUUACAUAUCUGAAUGACUCCACUCUUGAGCUGCAGUUGGUUGGUCUGGUGACAAAGUGUCAUUUUAAGAUGUGUUUGAACUGAGAACAAACAAAGGAAAUGGCUUAAUGGGAUCCAUGUGUUGAGGAAAACUAAAUGCAAUCAUGUUUGACUUUGAAAUGGGUUUUUUUUAACUUGUUUUAAAGAGUCAACGUCUUUCAGGUCCAGUUCGAGGUACUAAAGCCACAUGGAUUUUCUGCUAAUACUUAAUUUCUGUUUCUUCUUCUCUGCAGGAAAUGAUUGUUCCCAACAAUGUGAUAGACCUGCCCCCUCCCUCUCCCCCCAAACCUAAAACUAUCGUCCUACCUCCUAACUGGAAAGUCGCUCGGGACCCUGAGGGCAAGAUUUACUACUACCACAUUGUGACAAGGUUAGUAAUACUCUGUGUGUGUGUGUAGAAAGUGUUCUGACCUUUAGAAACCCCCUGUAUGCAUGAUUUCUUUCUCUUCUGUGCAUCAGGCAAACACAGUGGGAUCCCCCAACAUGGGAAGGAAGUAGCGACAACACCAGUGUGGACCAUGAGUCUGAGAUGGACCUGGGAACGCCCACCUACGAUGAGAAUCCUUCCAAGGUGAGCUCAUUUCUAAAGUGUUUAUGAAAGCGUAAACAUAUGCUCAGCAUUAAGAAUUUGAGAGAGAAAGAAGGGAUGUUCCUUCUGUGAGAAAUGAAGGGGAGAAAGCAUCCUCUUCACUUCUUCCCAGAAAGUUUUUGCUCGGAUGAAAAACAUGAUUACAGUGUUUGUUUCUCGAGGUAAUUGAAGAUGCUGCAGCAGUGAUUACUUUCAGCUGUGUCUUAGAGAAUGAAAAGAAAACUCUCAGCAGGACACCAUAUUUACCGAGUGUUAUGACCUCACCAAUGACUCCUCCUCCUCCUCGUGAAAUGGCUUCAUCAGAAUCUGCAUGGAGACAAAGAAUUAAAGCGAGAAUCCACUCACCCAACCCCCUGCUCAGCUGUCUGUCCCUCCGCCUCAAGGCCAAAGGCGAGGGAUGGCUCAGCUCAUCUCUUCUUCCUCCUCUGCCUCGUUUGUUUUCCCCUCUUCGUUUUUACCCUGACUUUCAGGAUAAUGGAAACCAUCUGGGAGAGCCGGCAUUCAUUUAACUGUGGUUUCUUUUAUAUUGGUGGAAAAACACAAGUGUCCCUUUAGUCUUUUUUUUUUCACAAGAAGGAACAAAGUGGAAAAAGGACUAAGAACUGAGUAGGAGAGUGCAUGCGUUUCAUGUAAUGUGUCCCACCAAGAACAGCUACACAGUCAUGGACCAUUUCUCAUUAUGUAUUUAUACUGCGGUGGUGUUCGCAUUCAGCAUCUUAAAAAAAACAAACAUACUUGUAAAGAAUCGGAGAGCACUGUUUGUGGAUUGCUGGCGCGACAUGCGUUCGUGUGAAUUGGCCUUGUUUGCUCUUGAUCUUCAGCGCUCUUGUGGGUACGGGCUGUCGACUGUUGUCUGCCUGCCUAUUUUGUUGAAGGCUGGGGCUGGACAGGCAGCAUCCUGCCAGGAUAUCCCUGCUUUGUGUCAUGUGGCAAGUGAGCAGGUGCUGGUUUAUGCCCCUCUGACCUUGGUAGCUACUGUUCUGCUGCCAGUUGCCAUGUUUGAUUGAACUUGAUGCACAGGUGGGCGCUGAAUGAAGUGACAUUAGAAAUUACUCCACUGUGUUGUGUCAAAAAGAGACGGUCGAACUGUGAUCCUCUCCAGCAGAGUAGUCUGACAAAGACAGGGAUUUGAGUGGAGUGAGCUCGAGGCAGGUCGCAGUGGUAAAAGCAAGAGUUUGAGAUCUGCAAACAAGAAUGCUGACUAUUUUAUUUUUGUCUUUUGUGCUUUUGUCGCAGUUCUCCACUAAGACAGCAGAGGCAGACACUUCAAGUGAACUGGCUAAGAAGAGUAAAGAGACAUUUCGCAAAGAGGUGAGUCCAAAGAGUCAACAUUCAAACGUUCUUAUGUUCAAAGCUCCACACCGGUACUUAUAUGGUAGUUAAUGCCUUCACACGUUUUGUGCAGGUGUUCAUUUGUCAUUUUUUUAACAAGUCUUAAUAUGUGUGUGUGCGUGUGUUCCUCAGAUGUCCCAGUUCAUCGUGACUUGUCUAAAUCCCUAUCGAAAGCCAGACUGCAAACUUGGACGCAUCAGCAACACAGAAGACUUCAAACAUCUGGCUAGAAAGGUAAUUUUAAACUCCGAGAUGUUUAGAAAGUUUGAAACUCCAUCAAUGCUGGAAACUUUAGCUCCAUACUUUCGACUUCUCUGAUCAGAGCAAAACCAAAGCAUCGUUCAGCUUUUGACUUGACAGGAUUUUCUAAAGUUUUCCUCAAACUGUUGAGCUUUUGCAGUUUCUAUCGCCAGUCCGUUUGUUUCGACUUGUGCCCUUGGAAGACUAAAAGUACGUUUUACAUGUAAACGAUCAUCUCAAUCUUUUUCCUUCUCGUGCGUUUGUCUUAUUUCAUUCUCAAAGUAUUUUUCUAAAAAGCCCCUUCAAAGGAGAGAUUUUUGUUUUUCCACUGUGCUGGUGGACCAUCGACUUGUUUAUGUUGGGAGUGGUUGCACUGAAAGCCACUUGAACAUACCAGGGCAGUGAGGACAUUGGCGCAAUUAACAUUUCGUUGUUAGGUUGUAUUGUCUCAAAUGAAAUGAGGAAAAUGUCUCCAAAACUUGUCGAUUUUGCAUAAACAGUAUAUUUCCAUCAGAAUUGACAGUUUUCUUUCCCCUCAUCUCUGCCCGCUCUUCUAGCUAACUCAUGGAGUCAUGAACAAGGAGCUAAAGGCCUGCAAGAACCCUGAGGACCUUGAGUGUAACGAGAAUGUGAAGCACAAGACCAAGGAGUACAUCAAGAAGUACAUGCAGCGAUUUGGCUCUGUAUACAGACCGAAAGAGGACACAGAGGUGUACUAGCAUUAAUGGCCACAGUUGCUCUGAGCUAACACAGGCCAAGCACAGAUCUGCCUUUCCAUUCACUCCUUCUUGUAAGAACUGGCCAGCCUGACAGUGGAGAAGUUUCUUACUUCUCCUCUCUGACUAAAAAUUGGACUGCUGCCACCCAAGAAGCUCUCCAGGUUUCUGGAUAGAGGAGGAGGAGGAGGAGGAGGAGGAGGAGCCGCUCUCUGGAGACUAUAGGAAGCAUGAGUGGCCCCAAGCAACCUUAAACUCCAGGUCUGGUGAGUGCAGUGCUAUCCGAGGAUGACCCUGAGGAGUGCGACAGAGACUCAUGUUUUCACUGACUGUUUGAUUUUAAGCAUUUCUGUUUCCAUUGGUGGCUCUUAAAUGUUCCUGAGAUGAUCAACUCGAUUCCACUUUUUAAUCUCUUCUAGCCCUGAACAAGGAUUGCCCUUCUGAAUCAACUUUUUUUGGUAUCUUAUUUAUCAGUCAGUUCGUUCUUCUUACUGGUAAAAUGAAUCCACAACCGGAAAGUUUGGUCCUUCCUCCUUUUUUCACUUCCUUUUUUUUUUCUUGUGCACGCUUCAGCCUCCCGCCCCCCCGUUACUGACUCUGUAUCUGGUGCUGCUUUUAACCGGGCUGUGGAGGUCCAAGCUUCCACUCCUCACCCUGCCUUCUCAACCACAAGACUUUGGAGCCUCUGUUGUUUUAUGAAUGCAUGAUGUAAGCUGGGGUCAGCGUGGUAUCCUUUAUGGAAAUUCCUACUUUUUCCCAUGUCUCCUGCUUUCGCUAAAACCCUCCCCGAGACGGAGGGCUUUCACUCAUAGCACACACACAAGGAUCAGCCAAUAACCAGCAGAUUGGCAAUGGCAUUAAGAAGUGAUUUUUCCAUGUCUUUUAUCAAUUUGUGUAUAAUAACGGGAGCAGGGUUUUGAAUGCUUUGUUUGAUGUGCUGUUUAGCUUUGUAUCCAUUUUUCCCCUGUUUCCUGUUCAACCCUUCCCCCCCUAACUCAAUACACCCGGGUUUUGUCGUCUUCUUACAGGAAUAAUGUUGAGCAUUGCAGUUUUAACAGUUUCUAAACACCUUGUGAGUUCUCUGAUCAUUUCUAUGUUCUAGUGAGACUGUAGAGACCCUUAGGCUGGCCUUGCUACACUCAUUCAUUUCCAGGAUUUCUAUGAUUGUUGAGGUAGAUUCAUUGGCAUUAGGUCACAGUUUGUUGCAGCCUAUCAAAUUGCAGUAAAUAAGUUCCAACCUAUGUACAUUGCUUUAUGUGAAUAUAUUGAAUAAUAGUUUUGGGAAUGUUUAAAUAAGCAGACACUUUGUAAAAGGACUAUCAUUUCAUGAUUGAAAGUGUAAAUAGUGUGUGAAACUACCAAAGCUGUACACAGGAGAAUAGGGUCAGGGAGCACAACAAGCCCACCCAUCCUCACCAGCUCAGCACUCCUGAUGCAGCUCCCACAUCACAGUCAAACUUAGGUUGCAGCUGACUCACAGCCCUCUAUUUUAUUUUAUUGGUGGGGGAGACUAUGCUAUGUUUCUCUUUUUGUUUCUGUUUGUUUUUGUUUAUUAUUAUAUUUCUAUGUACAAAGUAAGUUUCACCCUACUCUAUUGUAAGUAUUGUGUAAGCACAUUGUCAUACUGAGUGUACAAACAUUUUAAAGAUAAUAAACUUUUGUAAAAUUAACUAGCCAAGGACUUUUGUCUCUGAAGCACUGAAAUAGAUCACAAGUUCAAACCAACAAGACUCUACCAUGAGCGUACGCUUUGCAACAGUGGCAAAGAAAAACUUCCUUUCAACAGGCAGAAAGAAAAUAGGCCAAGAACACAAAAGAGAGAGAGAGAGAGAGAGAUGGAUACAGACCAAUAGGAGGCGUGCAUAUACCGCAGCACAGACGAAAGCGAUUUUUAAGCCAACAGUAGUAAAAUUUUACAAAUAGCAUUGUAACUGUAAAAAUCAUGAUCCGGCUGAUGAUAUCUGCAGCAGUGCAAGUCAGGCAUUGCUGCAGCGGAUUCAUCUUCCCCUGCCACGCUCUUGGUUUUAGUUUACUUGGGUGUAAGUCGAAGAGACAGAAACCGAUCUUAGAAAAUGCAACAUGAUUAAGUGCUGAGUGCACGCCCAGUCCCUUUUUUAGUCAGCCUCCCUCCCUCUCUAAUCGGGCUGAAAUCAGGAUGAAUGCCACUGCAGUUCUGAGGCACGCUGUUCAGCCAGAUGUUUGCUGCAAGUCAAGAAAAUCAGAGUGAUCGACCGCCUUCAUUGGAGUCGUUCAUGGUUCUCUAAAUAUAAUGGGAAUAGUGAUGAGUGUAGAGGUGCUGCAGUGCUUCCCUUCUCUCUCGUCCGUCCCAACCCCCCUCCCAGUGUGCGCACAUUCCGCAACCCCAUGCCUGUGUGCUCCAGACCGCAGUUAAGCAGUCCCGUCUGGAGUAUGUGACGGCAUGUAACACUGCCUUAGGCCUUCUGAGAUGCCUGCUACCACUUAGGACUAAACGCAAAGAGAUCAUUAACAGAUUUGAGUGCAGGGCAGAGCAGAAAAGGAGCAGGAAUCAGAUUGUACCUCAGAGAGAAAGAGGAAACUUUUCUCUAAAAUAUUUAAGAAGAGGCUGUUCUUUUCAUUUAUCCUCAAAUUAUUAAAUACCUCUUAACAGAUUUCCCCUCAGGGUUUUGGACAGGAAAUGUUCUUAUACACUCAAUCCCCUGAUAAGGGGUAGUGUGUUACAAAUAUGGCGAGUAAGGGCGUUUGUAAUCCAUCAAGUAGGUUCACAUAACUGUGAGUGACAGGCACAUCUGAAGACUGUGGACUUCGUUGACGUUGACAUUAAUUUUCUUGUUUACAAAAAUACUUUCCAUU